ACUCUACCUUGCGCGACUCCACCGAGCAAGAACACCGACAAGGCACUUGAGUAUUGCUCUUCCCCCUUCCUUCACUUUUUGCACUACUUGUUCGCAUUUAAUUAUUUUGCCAAUUGUACACACUAUGUGCUUUCAAAUCUCCACUAUUACUACUAACGCUCGGAAGGCACGCACUGCACGGUGGAGGCAGGCUAAUCCUACUAAUCUACGGCCUGUUCCUCUGUCAUCUACCACUUUGCUCUCUAUUCCAAUUGGUCUCUGGAACUGCCAGUCUGCUGUAAACAAAGCAGACAUUAUUCCUUCUAUUGCUACUCACUCCGGUCUCAGCCUCAUGGCCCUAACUGAGACUUGGAUCAAACCUCAGGACACUGCCACUCCUGCAGCUCUCUCCACUAAUUUCACUUUUUCCCACACCCCUCACACAAUUGGGAGGGGUGGAGGUACGGGUCUCCUUAUUUCAAAUGAUUGGAAAUUUGAUCUUCUACCAUCCCUUACAGGCAACAGUUCAUUUGAAUCUCAUGCUAUUACUAUUACCCACCCUGUUAAAAUCCACGUUGUAGUUGUGUAUCGUCCCCCAGGUCAACUGGGAAACUUCUUGGAGGAGUUGGAUGUAUUGCUCUCAAACUUUCCUGAAGAUGGUACUCCUCUGGUACUGCUUGGUGACUUCAACAUCCACCUAGAAAAACCCCAGGCUACUGACUUCAACACUCUUCUCACUUCAUUUGACCUCAAGCGAGUGUCUACUAUGGCUACUCACAAAUCAGAACAAUCUUCUGGACGACAACCAAUCUGGCUUCAGAAGCGGCCACUCUACUGAGACUGCCCUACUCUCGGUUACAGAAGCCCUGAGACUGGCAAGAGCGGCUUCCAAAUCCUCUGUACUCAUCUUACUGGACCUGUCUGCUGCUUUUGACACAGUUAACCAUCAGAUCCUCCUGUCCACUCUCCUGUGGUUCGAGUCUUACCUCUCAGAUAGGUCCUUCAGGGUGUCUUGGAGGGGUGAGGUUUCAAAGUCACAACUUCUGGCUACUGGGGUUCCUCAAGGCUCAGUGCUUGAACCAC
This is a messenger RNA of Onychostoma macrolepis, 1062 nucleotides long. RefSeq lists its product as uncharacterized. Lineage: Eukaryota; Metazoa; Chordata; Actinopteri; Cypriniformes; Cyprinidae. The record is from RefSeq and is a predicted model, not a curated record. Gene Ontology annotation, molecular function: catalytic activity. The coding region runs from base 125 to 817 and encodes 230 amino acids. The transcript is spliced from 2 exons.